This is a messenger RNA of Auxenochlorella protothecoides, 636 nucleotides long. RefSeq lists its product as hypothetical. Bases 1 to 636 code for a protein of 211 amino acids. The record is from RefSeq and is a predicted model, not a curated record. Lineage: Eukaryota; Viridiplantae; Chlorophyta; Trebouxiophyceae; Chlorellales; Chlorellaceae. Gene Ontology annotation, molecular function: aminoacyl-tRNA deacylase activity. The transcript is spliced from 5 exons.
AUGCGUCCUGAGGACACCACCCCAGCCGAACACAUGGGAGAGGGCGCCUCCCCCACUCAGCUGCGCCUGGCGCAGGAGCUGCUAUCGCGCGGGGUGACCCGCUUUGCCUUCCAGCGAGUGCCCGAGCCCUACUACUCCUGGCCGCUGGAGGGCAGACGGCAAGCGCUGGGUGCAGCGAGUGUCUACCACCUGUGCAAGAGUAUGGUGAUGGUAAAUACCAAGGCCCAUGCCAGCGUGACAGACUGCUCCGACCCCCUGAACCCCAAGUACUACAUGAUCAUCUAUGCUGCGCGACUGAAUGCAGAGAAGCUCAAGGCGUGGGCACAUGCGCUCAAGAACAGCGAGAUCCCCAAAAAGUAUUACAACCUGCGCCUUGCACCCGAAGAAGAUUCUGGACGGCUGACGGGGUUCAUCCACAACGCCGUCACGCCCAUCGGGUCCCUCGCCCAAAUACCAACAGUUUUGUCGCACAGGAUCGCGGCCCUCCCAGAGGAUACCUUCUUCUGGCUAGGAGCAGGAGAAGUGGAUCUCAAAGUGGGCCUCUACGUCAAAGACUUUGUGCGUGCCUAUGGCGCGCAUGUGGUGGACUGCACCUACGACGAGGUGCCUGAGGACCUCCAGAGCAUCUCGGACUGA